Messenger RNA from Racocetra persica, 847 nucleotides. The record is from the annotation of a GenBank genome assembly. Lineage: Eukaryota; Fungi; Glomeromycota; Glomeromycetes; Diversisporales; Gigasporaceae.
CGCAAGACUUUCACUAACGAAGAAAAGAGAUAGUUUGAAUAGAUCUCUGAGCAAAAAUGGUCUCAUAAAAGGAGGUGGAAGUUUAAAGCGUAGUAUGACUGCAAAAAAAGCAAAAAGGGAUGUUGCUGAAUUUGUAUCCUUGGAAGAAGUUCAUUUAAUAGUAAAAAGGUGUGCUGAUGAGAUAAGAGCAAGAGGUUUACAUGAGGUGGAUAUUUUCAAACCUGCUCGCAUAGGCGAUAAUAUAGAUGAUAUCAGACGCCUUAUCAGUUGUAUGUUACAAGAGGACCGUACCCAGUUUGAGGAUGAGGUCAAAGAACAAGAUAUUCGUAACGUUGUAUCAGCAAUGAAAUGGGCCUUAAGACAUAGUUCUACAGCUCUUGUUCCUUAUCAAUAUUAUGAAGAAUUCGUUAGAUAUGAACAAGAGUGGGAUUAUGAUCCAAGCAAAGGCUCCUUUAGGCAAUUCCUUUGUUAUCUUCCUAAACAGAAUCAAGAAAUUCUUAAAGAAUUAUUUGAAGUCUGCUCUCAAGUAACUGCUGAAUCUCACAUUAAUAAAACGUCGGUACAGAAACUAGUAAAGUCUUUAGCCCUUUGCAUAUUGGGUAAUCAAGAUACAACUUUACAAAAUUUUGAUUCGGCUUAUACUGAAUGGAAAAAAUGUUCAAAUGCUUGUCUUCACCUUUUUCUUGCUUACCUACGAGAGUUAGACUACUCUUCUCCUGAAUCUUUAAAUCCACGUUUAACUAUAUUGUUAGAUAAUUAUGUGGAGUAUCGUAAAAUGUCUGUUACAUCUACUUACUUUGAACAUCCUUUACCUGACACUACCGUUAUCAAUCGGAAACAAUCCGUU